This is a messenger RNA of Seminavis robusta, 1949 nucleotides long. The record is from the annotation of a GenBank genome assembly. NCBI's taxonomy places the organism in Eukaryota, Bacillariophyta, Bacillariophyceae, Naviculales, Naviculaceae.
AAUGCUCCAACUUACAGAUCUUAUGAGGGAGGUGGGGAAAAUAAUUGUUCGAUAGCAGCCAACCAUUCAUCGAUCAUUACUCCUUAUUUGCUGCUGUACAUGGUUGUACAUGUAGCUUCCUUCCAUAAAUUUUGUCUGAAGCAGAGGUCCUCUUAUGCAACACGGGCGAUACGAUAGGAAUGGUCAGGGGCACCAGCAGCGGAAUCCAGUGAACGGUCCUUUUCGUACUAGUAACAGAGAAGAUAGGACUCAGCAGCAGCAGCAACGUCGAAAGCAGCAGCAGCCGUUAGACGACAGGCAAGCCAGAUCCAACCACAAUGCUACUACUUCCGCUACUACUUCAAACAAUCAUCAUCCCAAGCAAAGACGGGAUGAUCCAGAACGGAAUGAGAGCAGUCGUCAUGACAGUCGACGGAGAAAACGGAGGCGGAGGAGUCCAUCUUCCCAGUCUUUGUUGAGCUCGUCCAAAUCCUUGUCCAGUGAAGAAGGCAGGAGACUUGACGACGACGACGACAAAGGCAAACGAAGAAGAAGUCGUCGCCGUCGUGGUCGUGAUAGACGAAAGCGAGACUCCUCUCAUGAAAAGAGCAGUCGCCGUCACAGCAGAAGACACAAACGAAGACGGCGAAGCUCGAGUCCUUCAUCGUCUUCGUCAUCCAGAUCACCAUCCAGACAUCGAGGAGUCGUGAGCGACGAUGAUGACACGCGCCAGCACAGCAACAACAAUAAACAUGGAAGAAACUCUGCAACACCUGCUGCUCAUUCUCAUCACCACCAUCGACAAAGAAAUCCCUCUGCAAUUAUUAAUAAAAAGCACCAUAUCAAUAAUAAACAAGCCAAUAAAGAGCAUCCACCAAAGGUGGAGAGUGUCGUGUCUUCCUCCAUGGCACAACACGAUGACUCUGUGGGACACUUUAUGGGUGGACGCGGAACUAUUAUUGCCGACCAUUUCAGAGUCGAACGAGAGCUGGGGAUUGGCACUUUUGGCAGAGUGGUCGAAUGUGUCGACUUGCGUCGAAGAAAUAAUAACAACAAUGUGGUCGCCAUCAAAAUGGUCCGCAAAAUCAAACGAUACUACGACUCGGCCGUCAUUGAAGCGAGGAUUGUGGCAAAUGUCAAUCGCCGAGGAGGUCGCGGAGUGACCCAUUUUGCGGUCAUGUUCGACGCCUUUAACUUUUGCGGUCAUUACUGCCUCGUUUCAGAGAGUCUGGGCCCGUCCCUCUUUGAUGUCCUCAAACGCAACAACUACAAACCCUUCCCAUUUCAACAGGUUCGAGAUUAUGCGCUUCAGCUACUGGAAGCGGUUGAUUUUCUUCAUUCUUUUCGGUUGAUUCACACGGAUUUGAAACCAGAGAAUAUUCUACUCGCCAAUCGCAGAGAAUUUUCGAGAGGGGAUCAUCAGAAAUGGCCUGAAUCCACAGCCAUCAAGAUUAUCGAUUUUGGAGGUGCCACAUACGACGACGAGAAAAAGUCCUCCGUCGUCAAUACACGCCAAUAUCGUGCACCGGAAGUGAUACUCAGUUGUGGAUGGAGCAUGCCAUCGGAUCUAUGGUCCGUCGGUUGUAUCCUGGCAGAGUUGUACCAAGGCGAACUCCUGUUCGCAACACACGAUAACAUUGAGCAUUUGGCAUUGAUGGAACGCAUCAUUGGUCCAUUCCCGGGUAGGAUGCUCGAACGAGCCAGCCACUUUUGCCGGCCCCUGGUGGACGAGGCAUUUGAUGCCCGCGGCCGACAUCGAAUGCAAAAAGUCCUUCGGGCGGAAAGUGCCUCGUAUGUACUCAACUCUCGCCCACUGGAAGGAAUUGUGCACCAUCAUGGUCAUGAGAGGUUCUUGAAUCUGCUGCGGAAUAUCUUGGCCAUUGACCCGGGAAGUCGGGCAACCGCCAGGCAUGCACUGCGCUUGUUUGGAUGAUCAAAAAGGAAGCGUUGCUUUGAUUCGAUUCGAUUCC